GAAGAAGAAUUUAAAUGGCUUUUACAAGAAGAGGUCCAUGUUGUUUUGAAACAGCUGCAGGAUAUUUUGAAGGAGGCCUCUCAACGCUUUGCCCUGCCUGCCAGUGGCUUGGGAGGAGCUGUCAAGCAGGAGAACUUUGUGCUGAGCACAUCGGGCACAGACCAGGUGAAAGGAGUGUUGACGCUGCAGGGAGAUGCCCUAUGUCAAGCUGAUGUUAAUCUGAAAAUGCCCAGAACUAAUCAGCUCUUGCACUUCACAUUUCGGGAAGACAAGCAGUGGAAAUUGCAGCAGAUCCAGGAUGCUAGAAAUCAUGUGAACCAAGCUAUUUACCUGCUUAUGAACAGAGAUGUAAACUACCAGUUCAAAACAGGCUCGGAGGUUCUCAAGCUUAUGGACGCUGUGAUGUUACAGCUCUCAAGAGCCCGAAAUCGGCUUACCACUCCAGCCACUCUAACUCUACCAGAGAUUGCCUCCAGUGGUCUCGCAAAAAUGUUCACUCCUGCUCUGCCUCCAGACAUACUUGUGAAUUUCUAUAUUAACCUGAAUAAGCUGUGCCUGACUGUCUACCAACUCCAUGUGCUGCAGCCCAGCACAACCAAGAAUGUCAAGCUUGCUGGAGGGUCCAUUUUACACAACCCUGGAGCCAUAUUUGAGUUUGGCAACCAGCGGUAUGAAGUCAGCCAUGUCCAUAAAGUGGAAUGUGUUGUCCCAUGGUUAAAUGAUGCCCUUGUCUUCUUCACAGUUUCACUGCAGCUUUGCCAGCAACUGAAGGACAAGAUCUCCGUUUUCUCCAGUUACUGGAACUACAGGCCAUAUUAGUUCUCUGUGAAGUCUCCAAGCCCUUACAGCAGCUCCAGUGUCUUUGUUUGUUUUCAACAUGCCAGCUGAGUCCAGGUCAGCCUGAGGAGUGCUAUGGUUCACUACCUACCCUGUGGCUCUCCAUAGGGUAGGGUCAGUAUAUCCUGAGAGACAGCUUUAGUAGCCUUGUUUGGGACUGCAUAAGCAGGGCACUGAGCAAUGCUGUGUCAUUGGCAAGAGAUUGCUCCUGUCUUUGUUCCCAUGUGCGUUGUGUGGCU
Nestor notabilis (Kea) is the source of this 1076-nucleotide messenger RNA. RefSeq names its product rogdi homolog (Drosophila) (gene ROGDI). Gene Ontology annotation, cellular component: RAVE complex. The transcript has 10 exons. The record is from RefSeq and is a predicted model, not a curated record. Lineage: Eukaryota; Metazoa; Chordata; Aves; Psittaciformes; Psittacidae. The annotation marks the transcript as partial.